This is a messenger RNA of Symbiodinium sp. CCMP2456, 1117 nucleotides long. NCBI's taxonomy places the organism in Eukaryota, Dinophyceae, Suessiales, Symbiodiniaceae. The record is from the annotation of a GenBank genome assembly.
GUACGAGAUUGCCUGCUUCCUGAUUAAGCGCAAGGACGCGAAUCGAAUCAAGUUCCUGCCCGUGCAGAUUUCCGUCAUAUGGAUCCUGACUUACUUUGCUGUGUCAACGACUUGGCUGUCCUUCCUGCUGAUCCAACGGCUCGGGAGUGAGCUGGUAAUUAGUUGGCAUGACGUCACCGGAAGGAUCAACAGCGUUGGGGUAAUGAUUGCAGUUCAGGUUGGGAUCCUGUAUCCGCCCCUGUUUUAUCUGCUGAACCAGAUGCUUUUCGACAUGGCCCAGUUGCCCGAACAGCUGCGAAGUUUCGAUAUCGAGACAGCGGAAUGCCUUUGCUGCUCUACGAAUCAUCGGCAAUCUGUGACUGGAGAGAAGAUCCAAUGUGACCGUGAGCUCAUCUAUGGCGUAUUGCAGUUGUGGUCUUCCGGCAAUACUGUGUUAGAGGAAGGGAGUGCGCGGCGUAUCCAGGGUGUCUUCAAAAGCCACUUGGACAAGCACUUGCGAGAGCCAGUUGAGCAGGCCGUUACACACAGUGGGAUUCUGAUGCGCCCGUUGAUGUCUGCCGCUGCGAUCGGUUCCUUCCCCUUUUUGUGCGACUUUAUUGGCAAGGAGGGUGCCAGAGCCGUGCAAGUCUGGCCGCGUCCGAAACCGAUCAACAACCUUGGCCUCGCUGUCUACAUGUUGUUUUGCAUGCCGAUCUUCCUCCGAAGUUUUCUGAUGCUAGGCAGAGCCAGCACAUCGUGGUGGAAUCGGUCUCGGUUCAGGUAUAUAAUUAUCGCUUGCCAGGCGGUGUCCUUGCUCCUCAUAAGCUUGCUGCUCAUCGUGGGCUAUCUUGUCUGCAUCGCAAUUAGCAAGGAUAAGUGGACGAGAAUGACAUCGCCCAUGGAUCCCCUGCCCCUGUACUUGCUCAGCUUGGUUGUCCUUUGUAGUGUGGCCGUCGGUCUUCGUUAUCUAUGCCCCUGUCGGAAGUCAGUCCUGAUCGGAGGCGCACCUUCUAAAGGGCGGAAGAAAGCUGCAUCACCCCAGGUGACAUUGGAGAUGUCUGCUGCCAAAGAGGCGCAGGUGCCAGAAAUGAUGGCCGCUGCAUCCGACAUGUCAGAAGAGUCGACGUUCGAGAUUUGA